CCCUGUAUGGAAGGGCCUUUUAGGACCUGUAGAUUGUCUUGUUAAGACAGUGGAUAUUUCAAAGAGGAAGUAGAAACCCUUUCUAACAAACUACAAACCACAACAACAGAUUGCCAUCUUCAGUUGAUGUGAAAUUUUUCUGUUGCUCAUCCCCUUUGCUUUUUUCUGCUGGAGUUUUAUUUGAGGUUGACGAGCUUUUCAUUUGAAAAAAGAAGCUUGCUGGUCGAGAUUUUUCCCAGUGUAUUUAUAGUUUAAACUUAAGUUUGUAAGAUAACCCACAUCAAGAAUCCUUAUUUAUCAGUACACAAUUCCUUUUUUUGUGGUCUUCGCCUCGGGGAGGAAUGUCUGAAAGCAAUAGCAGCAGCAAAGCAGUGAAAUUCAUUGCUCCGGCCCCCCCUCCUCCCUCUGCCUCCCUCCAUCCCUCACCUCAGACCCCCCACAAGAAUGUGAACGGCUCUGCCAGUUCAGACACGCACGUGGUGGAGAAGCUCGAUGGACACCCAGAGGUCCAACGUCGACGCCACACGAUGGAUAGAGACUCCAAAACAGCAGAGCACCGAUUCUUCCGUCGAAGCGUCAUUUGUGACUCCAAUGCCACGGCUUUGGACCUGCCCAGCAAAGCAGCUGUGAUACUCACCUCGCCUCCUGACUGUGAAGGGUCUUCCACCUCGUUCCCUCCGCAGCCCUCAGGGCCUGGACCUGGGGCACAAGACGCUGACAGUCAGGAUGCACUAAAAGAUCCCUAUUUGCAAUGUACAACCCUGCAGCCUGUUAUUGGGCUUGGUGGGGCAGUUGCAGAGGGGCAAAUACAAAAUGCUGAGAAAGAUUUAAGUGCAGGCGUUGUCACAGUUGGUGUACCCGCCAGUAGCAGUGUUGAACAUAGUGGAGACAGGGCAGUAAAAGAGCCCAGCCCGACAGUAUUGGAUGUUACCAACAAAACAGUAGAAAAACAGCCUGAAGUCACGUUGCGUCCCAGAGGGUCAGAGGUCACGCAAGAGGUGGCAAAAGACAGAAAAGCGACAGAACAGGUGGAUGAGGGUAGCAUUAGUAGUCCGAGCGAGGAGAAGGAGAGGGAGAAUGAGUUAGCGAAAGCACGGGCGGAGCAGCGAGAGGCCGAGAAACGAGUGCAAGACGAUAUAGAGGAGGUGGAGACAAAAGCUGUAGGGACUUCACCCGACGGACGCUUCCUGAAAUUUGACAUCGAGAUUGGAAGAGGGUCCUUCAAGACCGUGUACAAGGGACUGGAUACAGAGACUACUGUGGAAGUGGCAUGGUGUGAGCUACAGGAUCGCAAGCUGUCCAAGUCGGAGCGCCAGCGCUUCAAAGAGGAGGCCGGGAUGUUGAAGGGUCUCCAGCAUCCUAACAUUGUCCGCUUCUAUGACUCCUGGGAGGGACCAUGUAAAGGAAAGAAAUGUAUUGUUCUGGUCACUGAGCUCAUGACAUCUGGCACGCUUAAAACCUACCUGAAGCGUUUCAAGGUGAUGAAAAUCAAAGUUCUGCGUUCAUGGUGCAGACAGAUCCUUAAAGGCCUUCACUUCCUACACACCAGAGCUCCACCCAUCAUUCACAGAGACCUGAAAUGCGACAACAUCUUUAUCACUGGGCCAACGGGGUCAGUCAAGAUAGGAGACCUGGGGUUAGCCACACUGAAGAGGGCCUCCUUCGCCAAGAGUGUCAUAGGCACCCCAGAGUUUAUGGCUCCAGAGAUGUACGAGGAGAAGUAUGAUGAAUCUGUAGACGUCUACGCCUUCGGGAUGUGUAUGCUGGAGAUGGCUACCUCAGAGUACCCCUACUCUGAAUGUCAAAACGCUGCCCAGAUCUACAGACGAGUCACUAGCGGAGUGAAGCCUGGCAGUUUUGACAAGGUAGCCAUUCCUGAGGUGAAGGAAAUCAUAGAGGGAUGCAUCAGAACAAACAAAGAUGAGAGGUAUGCUAUAAAGAUCCUGCUGAACCAUGCUUUCUUCCAAGAGGACACGGGAGUCAGGGUUGAACUGGCAGAAGAGGAUGAUGGGGAAAUGAUUGCAAUCAAGCUCUGGCUCAGGAUAGAAGACGUCAAGAAGCUCAAAGGAAAAUACAAAGACAACGAAGCCAUCGAGUUCUCCUUUGACCUGAACAAGGAUGUCCCUGAAGAUGUGGCCCAGGAAAUGGUUGAGUCCGGCUAUGUUGCCGAGGGUGACCAUAAGACCAUGGCCAAGGCUAUCAAGGACCGUGUGUCGCUGAUCCGGAGGAAAAGAGAACAGAGACAGCUGGUACGAGAGGAGCAGGAGAAGAGAAAAUUGGAGGCAGAACAACUACAGCUGCAGCAGCAACAACAACAACAACAACAACAACUUUCAUGUCUCCAGGCAGAGGCAGAGGAGACUGAAGUGGAACAGCAACAGUUCCACUAUCAGCAGAGCGGCAUCUCGCACACAUCUGAAGGAGGCAUGGACAGCGGCCAGGGUUCCUCAGUUUUCUCCUCAGACUCUCCCCACCUGGGUCAGCUGACCAUGUCAUACAGCUGCCCCCCCUCUUCCCAACCCCCCUCCCAGCCCCAAACCCCUUACCCCUCCACCCCCUCUGCUACCCUGCAGCAGCACCCAGCCUACGCUCAGCCACCGCAGCCAAUGCCUGCGUCGCGCCGUCGUCGAAGUCGUAGCAUGUCUGUUUGCGUCCCCCCCUCCUCCUACUCCUUUUCCUAUGUUCCUCCGCCCCCAGUUGUUCGUCCAAAGCAGCCUUCCACCCCUCCUCCAGACCUGUCCUCCUCAUCUUCCUACACCACCACCUCCCCCUGCAUGCCUCUCACAGCUGAGAGGGACACAUUCGCUGGGCGCCUCUCCAAAGCCCUGGAGACAGUCCUACCCCUUCACUCUGCCUCCUCUCUGCCCAGGGCCAGGCAGCGGAGGGCCAGCCUACCGGCCCUGUUCUCCACCCCUCAGCAUUCAAUGCCACACCCCUACAGUGGAGGAGCAAGCACAGGAGGAGGAGCAGGAGGGAGCAUCCCCCUCCAAACUCUCCCCGACCCCCCUUCUAUUUUCUUCCCCUCCAUCCCCGAACGCCCCGUUUCCUUCUCGCCACCUCCCACUGGCCCUCCAAAGGCCUACAACACCCAACGACGCAAGAGCACAUCCAUUCUCGAGGCACAUACCCGACACUUCCAGCCUGCCUACACUCGGUAUGGGAGCAGCCUGCACCCCUUUUCUGGGAUGGAGACUGUUGACACCCCCUCUCUCUUCAUGGUCAAUCCUGGCUUUGCAGCAGCUGCUCAGAGACUUGGCGUUGGGGAACCUAUGCAUCACCCAGGACAAUCUGACGCAAGUUUGUAUGGCUAUAAAGACAUGAGGGCAGAACACGAGGAAGCAGUGAGGAGAUUAAGUCUAAAUCAAGCUGCCCUAUUGGACCAUUAUGAAGCAAUGGCGUAUGGAGGAUACCCAAUGACUGCACACCAGCUUGGUCACUUGAGUUUCCAUCAGCAGAGACAAGCUGCAGCUGCGGCUGCGAGUUUGGGCUUUGACCCAGGACCUCCACCUCAACCAGGAUUCUUGCACUCACACCUCAUGCAAAGAAUGAGUGCACACAGUCCGAUCCCUCCACCUUUACCUUCUAUGAAUGCAUCUACUGGUGGCUCUGUGUCUUCUUCAUCAUCUGAUGGAUGCUAUCCGCCACCACAGCAUGCCUCCUCUUCCACUUUUCCUAUUUCUGCACCUCCAGUAAUGGCUGAUGCCCCACCGUCUACUGGAAGUGUAUUUGAAUUUCAUUUAGCUGCAGCCGCUGCAGCUGCUGCUGGUGACCCAAGCGUCCUUGCAUCCAGGCUUUACCGGGCCCGAAGGAGCUCUAUGGACCUCCCUCUAGACGACAGCACUGGAACAGGAUCAGGUGGCUCUGGCACAUACAGUCGACUCCAGCCAGUGACAGAAGAGCUGUACACAUAUCUCAGUCCUGAGCUCCCCUUACCUCCAGGAAGUCUUCUCCUUCAUCACACAGGUGUAACCAUCAAAGACAGAAGCCCAGAACCAUCUAGUGACUCUCUGGCCUCCUCUGAUGCAGGAGAGUUCCAGUCACCUCCUCCACCACCUCUCCUCCCUCAAUUCGACUUCUCAGCCGCUCAGUCCAUCCCUCACUCGUCCUCCGUUACGUUCUAUGAAUCAUCAGGGGGAGUGCCUCCCAUAGACACCCAUGGACAUCCACCCUCCAUGCAGACCUUUCUCCCUCCCACUCCAUCGUCCGAGCUCCCACUUGGGGGAACAUCAUCAACUCAGCUGGAGUCUCUGAUCCAAAGUGUCUGGGCACGACAUGGAGGGGUGGUACCAGCCCAACCUGAUAUGACAUACCAUGAGUCAUUGCUGGCCAUGCAGGCCACUAACCCCACACUGGUUCAAGCUUCUACCCCCCAGCAAAGCACCGGACCCCCUCUGGGCACCGCCACCUCCCAGCCAGCUGCCCCUGGAACCCCCCAGCAGGUUAUGUCGUCCAGUCAUUCUAACAGUUCAUCAGUUCAGAGCCCCACCCACGCGUCCCUACCACCAACAUCUGCACAGCCCAGUGUCUCUCCGCCUACUUCUACCGUUUCCUUGGUGACCCCCCCUUCUCGGUCGCCAUCCCUUCCUGUUACCUUGUCGACAGCGAUCAUGGCUUCCCCUCCCUCUUCUCUGACACUCCCUGUUGGGGUGGUGCCUACUAUUGUUCCCCCUCCUCCUCCUUCUCCUGUGCCCACACCUGUGCCUCAGCCAAUGGCCACUGUGGUGCCUGUCAUCAGUGUGGUCACCGACCCGUCUGAUACUCCCAUGGAAGCCCCUCCCCAGGUACUGGUUGUGGACAGUCAAAGUCAUCAAUCUGCCUCCCAGUCUUCAGAGCUGUGCCAGUCCCAGCUACAGCCACCUCAAGUUCAGUCAUCUAUAGAGAGUGGCCACUCUGAGACUUCAGGUCUGAGUGACGGCAAUGAGGGAGGAGGGGGAGGUCGUCAUGAAGGGCGCUCCACCAAGCGACACCAGAGACGAUCUGUUCGCAGUCGAUCACGCCAUGAGAAGACCUCCAAGGCGAAACUCAAUGUUCUCAAUAUCUCCAAUCGAGGAGACAGGGUAGCAGAGUGUCAGCUGGAGACCCACAACAGGAAGAUGGUCACCUUCAGGUUUGACCUAGAUGGAGACAACCCUGAGGAGAUAGCCCAUAUCAUGGUCCAGAGCGAGUUUAUCCUGGAGAGUGAGCGGGACUCGUUCAUCGAGCAGGUCAGAGAAGUGAUAGAGAAUGCUGAUGAGAAAGGCCUGGAGAGGGACGUAAACAGCAAGAUAGCAGGUGACAUGGCGCAACAGAUUCCUGCUAUAUCUGUCCCCAUGCCAGACAACCCUCCAGGUGAGACAGCACAAGUGGUUCACUCAGCAGGUCGCAAGUUCAUCGUCAGCCCCGUACCUGAAGCCAGGCUGAAGGAACCAGCCUUUCCCACCUGUCCCUCUCCUGCCCCUGCACCUCCUGUUGAAACAACUCAAGCUCCAUCUCAGACUCCAGGCCAAGGUUUGGGGUUGUCCCAGUCUGCGGGAGCGAUCAGCUUACAACAAGCAUUCACUGAGCUCAGACAAAACCAGAAUCUGUUUGACCCGGGACCUAGCACCGCCCCAGCCUCCAUCCACUCCGCCCAUCCUCUACAGACAGCAUCUUUACCUUUGCAGGCAAGCACCAUCAGUGGAUCUGCUCCUACUUUGGACCCUACUGCUGGACUUGUCCCUUCUAAUUUAAACCAGGCACAGGAGCAGGUCCUGGAUUCCUCCACUCCCUCGCCUUUACCUGCUGUCUGUCUCAGUCCUCCUUGUACCUCCUCCCCUCCUUCUACUAUGGUGAAUCAGUCCAUCCUUCAGUCACUGGUACUUUCACAGACACCCGUACAGGCUGUGUCCCAACCCCAGGGACAGGGGCAAGCACAAAUUCAGCCCCAGGCUUUCACACAGCCUCAGUCCCCAGCAACAGUUCCGGCUGUCAGUGCUACUUCAGUACCUUCCUCUUUACCACUGGCCAGCAUCCCUCCAACAAUGCUGACCUCCCCUCCUUCCUCCCAGACUGUUCCCCUUGUAUCAUCUCCUCCCUCCUCUUCCAUCCUUCCAGCCAGUGAAGUCCCCUCCGAUCAUCCCUCAGUCGCUCCCAUCUCUUCUGCUACUUCUCUUUCUUCCCCUGUCAUCCCCACGACUGCCAUCCCGGGCCCUCAGCUCACUCCCUCUGCUGCUUCCCAUCCCACUGCCCCUUCCUCUUCCUCCGCCUCCUCCUCUGUGGGGCUCCAGCCAGUGACCACCAACGUUCCUUCAGUCCAGCCAACCCUGGUGCACUCCCAGCCGCAGACAACAGCCUUGCCUGGACAGACACACGCUCAGUGUGGGGAAUGUGAUGCAAGGUGUGAGGCAUCUACUGAGUCCCAAGGCAAACCGGAUGAUAUCCAAGUUCUGGAGAAGAAGCUGCGGUCUCUCUUCAUGGAUCUUGGUGGAGGUGUGUCGUCCCCCCAGGGUGACCUGCUAGCUGCUGACCCUACCUCUGGAGCAUCUGUGGGAGGUACCUCAUCCCCUAUGGGCCCCUGCUCUACUUCCACCACCUCUGUCACCACACCCGGCUCCAGCCAACCAGCCAAUCCUCCUCAGCCCCCCUCCAGCCUAGCACUGGGGUCACUGGGGUCACCUGCCACAAUCCAGGGCCCCGGAACACCCAUCUCCACUCCUGCUCAGACUGUCAUCCCUGCCUCAUCCUUUGGCCAGACCACUCCAUCCAAAACUCCCUUAUCCAGGGUACCGGCCAGUUCUCCUCCUUCAGAACUCCUGCCAUCCUUCCCUGGACCUUGUCUAAUACAGUCCCAGCAACCUCUAGAGGACCUGGACGCUCAGCUGAGGAGAGCAUUGAGUCCAGAGACUGUUCCACACUCACAGGCUUCUCACAGUGGCAUGUCCUCAGCGGGACAAGCAAUUCCCUUCUCCCUGGAGGAUGACACUAUGUCCUCUCCUGCUCCUCCUCCUCAAGGUGGAAUUAAACUGGGGAGAUUUAAGGUUUCAUUGGCCACUGAAGAAACUCCAGUCCAACGUCCUGCCUGCACUGAAUCGUCCACCACCACCUCCUCUUCAUCUUCUUCCUCGUCAUCCUCCAGCCUCUCCAGCCCGGAGAACACACUGCACAAGGACUCCACAUCUCCUCUGAGAGGGGGAGGAGGACAAGGUGGAGAUGUUGUGGAUGGACUUCCCAAAAGAACUCUGGGAGGGUCUCACCAACCCUCCCCUUUCACCUCCCCCUGCCCCUCUCCCAAGCCCACCACUACCAUUGGACGCUUCCAGGUCACCACCAACACUGAGGCCCGUGUUGGCAGAUUCUCAGUCAGUCGGGCCCAGGAGCAGAGUCUCGAGUUCAGGCAGAGUCCUACUCCAGCUGCCCAGGCUGCUAACGGGCCCACUGAUCCCGGGCAGAGUCUGACUCCAGAUCCCACUCAUAAAACCUCUCUGCCGAGCCUAAACAACAACUCCUUCAAUAACUCCUACAUCAGUAGUGACAACGACUCUGAAUUUGAGGAUGAAGACUUCAGACGGGAAGUCAAUCGCCUCAGAGAUAAGCACAUGCGUGAGAUUCAGGCCCUACACUCCCGCCAGAAGGAAGAAAUAGACUGUCUUUUCACCAAGCUGGGAAAGGUCCCCCCAGCUGCAGUACUCCCUCCAGUUAUAACCUUGACUGGCAGGAGAAGACGACCUACCAAAAGCAAAUCCUCCAAAUCUUCCAGAACCAGCUCCACGCAUGGCAGCAAGAGUCCAUUACAGCAAGGCAGCACUUUAUCCGCCCAGAGCGUCCCAACCAUGUACCCCGGCCAGCUGGCUCUGUUAGCCCCAGGAGGAUUAGCCGAUUCAGGCAGCAGCACUCUGCUCCAGCCCCUCAAACCCUCUCCCUCCAGCGACAACCUGUGUUCGGCCUACACCAGCGAGGCAGCGCUCUCUGUGCCCAGCUUGUGUGCUCCCACCCCAGGCUGUGUAAAGUUCAGCUGGGGUUCGGAGCGUUUGGCCUUCAAGCCUGGCGGCAGGAGGACGCGCUUUCUGAGUACGCCCUGCUUGGCUCUUUGGAAGAUGGUGAAAAAAGUCUGCCCCUGCAACCAGCUCUGUAGGACCAAUAGCACCAACGCAGUGAGCGGUUCAGGCGGUUUGGGUCAGAGCCAAGGGGGCUCUCAGUGUCUACCCCCAAAUAUAUCAGCCCCCCACCAGAGGAAAGGAACAUUCACUGAUGACUUACAUAAACUGGUGGACAACUGGGCCAGAGAUGCCAUGAACCUCUCACAGGGUAAGAGGAGUGCCAAACAGCUGCAGCAGGCCCCGGCGCAGGGACACAGCUACGAGGCUAUCCAGUCAGCCAGUCUGGGCAGGAAGUACUCCGCUCCCAGCCAGCUGUGCCCGAGCAGCAUUGGAGGUUCCGCCCACCUCCCCACAAACCCCACCUCCGCUACCUCUAUGGCUGUCCGCAAGGGCUCUCUGUGCCACCCCCCCGCCUCUUCCACCCCACCCCAACCCCAACCUCCCCAGUUCAUCCACUACGCCCCCACCGCUGCCUACAGUGCACAAUGGUCUGGACCAGCUCACGGCCUGUCGAACCAACACCAGGCGCCGACCCAACCUGGGCCUCUGCUGGUCAGCACCUCCCAGCCCCUGGGCCCCUACCCCACCACAGUUGGAGGACAGGGCCAGAUAUCCGGGCAGGGCCCACUCCAGGCUUUCCAUCUGAACAACGCUUUGCAGAAGUCAGUCAGCAACCCAGGAGGACCCAACCUGAGGACCACGUAGGGCUUGGGGUGAGGGCUUGUUUAAAUCACGGCCCGACUGGACUGGUGCGGAGUGGAGUGCUUUGGGCUAGAUCGGCCAGAGAGGAUGGAAGAAGUGGAGGAGCACGCAGAACGAGGAGUUUUACUUUACACAAACUGACCUGACCAAGAGGUGAAAAGGAAAAAAAAAGGAAAUGAAAAGAAGACGGGAGAAAAUCAGGAAUGCGAUGUCGCCACCUCCACAGUUAGUGUGAUGCAUCUCACCCCCUGCUUCCAUCCACGUGUGUGAGAAGCUUUCACAAAUGCAGUCACACAAUCUCCCUUUCUGCUGCAUUUGACUGUGGGCUUGUCACAGCCAGCCAAAUGCUUGAGGAUAAAGGAAAAGACUCAUGAGUGCAAUGUUAAAAGGCCAAAGAGGUUUUGACAGGGUGUUGGAAUGGUGUUAAUAACUGUUUGUGUGUGAGGUAAUGUGUAUGGGCUCUAACAGCUUGGUCACACAUGUUGUAUUUUGUGCUCUAAAUUGAGUGAACAGCUCUGUACAUGGAAGGGUAUGGUGAAGAGGAGAGGAGAGGUCCAUGAUAUCAUUAAAAAUGUAGAAACUAAGAGUGUUGGUGAAUCAGCAGCUGAAGAGAUAUUUGGGCUCUUUGAACAAUGAUUAGUAAAAUAUGAGGAAAUUGUUUCUCAAACGAAGGGGAGAGGACAUGUUACAUCAGGUUUAUGGGGAGAAAUGUUGUGGCCAGCUUUUACAAAACCUCUUUUAGUCCACACAGCACCUCUUAUAGUUUGUUACUACAGCAAAAAAGUUGGAAAAGCUGUUUUUUGGUUGUCAGCAGCCUUCUUUUGCUAGAAGUGUAAAUAACUAACUUCUAGCUUUCAGCCUUUUAAGCACUAAAAAUGUUCUCAAGCUCUCAGAGCAGACAGCAACAGUGCACUUUUACCAUAAAAUUGAAAGUGGAAUCAAGUUCAUAAAGAAGUAACUGGUGGACACAGAAGGGAGCAUGGCUGGCCUCACAUUAGUGCUCAGUGUCAACAUCAAAGGAUGCACAAGAGGCUAUAUCAUUCUGAAAUCAAACAGUGGCAGCAGUUUGCAUCAUUAACCCUCACAAAGAUGGAUGCAGAUAGCUUUGAUGUCAGGUAAGAGCACAGCGAC
Molecule: messenger RNA, 9887 nt
Organism: Scomber japonicus (chub mackerel)
Lineage: Eukaryota; Metazoa; Chordata; Actinopteri; Scombriformes; Scombridae
Gene: wnk1b
Product: WNK lysine deficient protein kinase 1b
Exons: 38
Coding region: 342-8759 (2805 amino acids)
Biological process (GO): protein phosphorylation; positive regulation of potassium ion import across plasma membrane; intracellular signal transduction
Cellular component (GO): cytosol; cytoplasm
Molecular function (GO): potassium channel inhibitor activity; chloride channel inhibitor activity; ATP binding
Source: RefSeq, a predicted model, not a curated record